Molecule: messenger RNA, 623 nt
Organism: Diversispora eburnea
Lineage: Eukaryota; Fungi; Glomeromycota; Glomeromycetes; Diversisporales; Diversisporaceae
Source: the annotation of a GenBank genome assembly
AAAAUUUUUGUCAAAAAGAAUAUCCCUUUGAUAAUGUAACUUAUGAACAAUUCAAUAAUGAUAUUUUACAAUUUUGGCAAUAUUGUGUACAAGAUUUAAGAGAAUUAGGAGCAGUAGCAUUAAAACUUUUUGGUAUUUGUAAUAACAAAGUUUUGGCUAUGAGUCAACUUCGAGCAUCAAUUAAUUAUUCAAUGUGUACAAAAAAGUUAAAGCAAAUUGAAAAUAUAUUUAAUGAAAUACAUGAACAACAAUUAGAAUUAGAGCCUGAUCCAUUAUUAUCACAAGCUUCUCCUAUUGAUAUUGAUAAAUCAAAUAAUUUCGACUUAGAUAAUAUUGAAGAUUCACAAAUUGAAGAAGUUACUUUUGAAAUGGAAACUGAUCCCACUCAAGAAGAUAUACUUACAGUGGAAAAAUGGGAAGAACAAUUGUGUGAAUGGGAAGAAUCACUUAUUGAAGAGGAAACAGCAUACCAGGAAGAAGAAGAGGCAAAUAGGGGUAAUUCAGAAAAUUUAGAUAAUUUACUUGAUGAAUAUAUCCAUCCAGCAGUUGAUCCAAGUGCAAAAUGGAAUUUGACUACAUUAUUUAAUUCAUUAUUUAGUGCUCCCGAUUAUUUACUUGAAUAA